AAAAAAACUGAAAAAGAAAAAUGACUGUCCAGUUGUACACAUGUCUUGGAUUGUUAUUCAGCUUUCUUAAUUCUAAUGCAGGUGCUCUUGUGGAAGUCAGCAAGAAAGUUGGAAUGAAUGUGAUUUUUCCGUGCAAUAACAAGGUCCAACAAACAAACUGCAAUAAAUCUUCUUGGCUUUCUAAUGAUAAUCCUGCCAUUGAACUGGUCAUCUUUGGUAAGAUCAAGUCUCACAGCUCAGAGAGGACAAAGAGAGUGAGUUUGAUGCCUGACUGCUCUCUACGCAUCAGUGGCAUCAUACCUGGAGAUGAAGGGUGCUACGCCUGCCAACAGUUUCCACAUGAGGGUGGACAAAAACUUAACGAGGAUACCAUAAUUUGUCUGUCUAUUAAUAAAGAAGAUUCUUCCGUGACCAACAAUGAUGAUUCUUCCAUGACCAACAAUGAUGAUUCUUCCGUGAACAGCAAUGGCAAAUUGUUGAUGACAGUAAUCCCCUCAAUGCUAAUGGUCAUUCUUUUGUCAGUGGUCACAGUCAUUGCUUGUCUUAAAUAUCGCAGGAGAGCAAAAAAGAGAAUAUCAGUUGUAAACCGAAACAACAUUUGUAAUGAACACAAUGAUGGCGAAGAUUUGGUGACCUACACUGAGUUGAACCACAAUGCAGUGAAACCAAAGAAAGUGUACAUAGAAUACCAAAAAACUGAAUAUGCUGUAAUAAAACUUUCAUAAUUUCCAUAAACAACAGUUCACUGAACAGCUCACAAAACAUUUCCUGCUAAAUAAACCAUAAGUUGCAACAUAAUAUAUACAUAUAUUUUUCAUUGUGUACGUGACUCAUGAGAGUGGUAGCGAAUUACGCCCAAGUAUAUGACACUGUCAAUGUAGUCACUGAAGUAAUUCACAAGUUUUAUUCCACAAAAAUUCAAGUUAAGUCAAGCCAUCUCAGCUUUUAUUGUCAUCCAAUCAUGUGUGUACAUGGAGAACAAAAUUGUCAUUUUACAGGUUCUGAUGGAAUUGGACAUACAAUAAACCAAUUAUGGUCUUGAGACAAUACAACAAUAUACACAGGACAUAGUGCAGUGUAUAUAUAGUACACAUAACAGAAAUGUUGGACAGUUUCAGCUUGAAUAUAUAAACGUACCUAAAAACCACAGCAAGACUUUUUUUUUUUUUUUUUUUUUUCAUUUUAUGCUUUAAAAGAGAUGCACUUUUUGUUUACAUAUGUUUUUUUUUUACCUGCAGACUAAAACAUAAUUUCAUAAUGAAGAACAAAUGCUCAUUUUACAAGAACAAACACAUCUGUGUGUUUGUACUGAGAUUUUGUUUGUUAUUUAUUUGUAUAAUGAAAAAUUUACCCAUAUGACAGAAAAUAAUUGUGUAU
This is a messenger RNA of Xyrauchen texanus (razorback sucker), 1377 nucleotides long. RefSeq lists its product as uncharacterized. NCBI's taxonomy places the organism in Eukaryota, Metazoa, Chordata, Actinopteri, Cypriniformes, Catostomidae. The record is from RefSeq and is a predicted model, not a curated record. Gene Ontology annotation, biological process: T cell activation; positive regulation of ERK1 and ERK2 cascade; interleukin-15-mediated signaling pathway. The coding region runs from base 21 to 725 and encodes 234 amino acids. Gene Ontology annotation, cellular component: membrane raft; external side of plasma membrane. The transcript is spliced from 8 exons. Gene Ontology annotation, molecular function: protein tyrosine kinase binding; MHC class II protein binding.